AUGAGUGGUGUUGCUGUAUGCUAUGGCAAUCAGACCUUAUUUCCCUGUGAAGUCUGUGGAAGACGCUUUGCAGCAGAUGUUCUGGAAAGGCAUGGACCAAUAUGUAAAAAACUCUUCAACAAAAAGCGUAAGCCUUUCAGUUCCGUAAAACAAAGAUUACAGGGCACUUACUUUCCCACUGUGAGCCUGGCUCCUCAAUCCAAGCCUCAACCAGUGAGGAAAGCUAACUGGAGACAACAACAUGAAGACUUUAUUUUUGCAAUUCAAUCAGCAAAGCAGUGCAGCCUAGCCAUGAAAGAAGGCCGCCCUCUCCCACCACCUCCCCCCGCGUCCAUCAACCCAGAUUAUAUUCAGUGCCCGUAUUGUCUGAGGAGGUUUAAUGAAAAUGCAGCCAGUCGGCAUAUUAAUUUCUGCAAGGAUCAGUCUUCUCGCCGAGUCUUUGAUGCCGCCCAGACAGCAGCCAAACUGGAGUCCAGAGUGCAGGGAAGGGCUCAGACGAGUCCAAGAAAAGAACCGACGGUUACCAGUGCCGUGGGAACUCUGCUGCAGAACAGGGCCCUUGAGGCCACGAGAGCAGCCCCAGCCAGGCCAGGAUUAGCCUCGGACCCUGCUUCUGGAGCAAAACUCAAACAAGGAUUUACUAAAUCUUCUAAAAAAGAUUAACUCCUAGAGGCCAGACUGGCUUCCUACAGCUCAUCAGCCUGGAUGGCUGUGAGCCCAACAAUGCCACCUGAAAGGAAGGAGCAGAUGUCUGCUUCAAUGCCUGAUUCCUCUCGAGACAUCAUGCAGGACAUGUAAAACUAGCUUCAAAUUUUCUUAUU
Myotis brandtii (Brandt's bat) is the source of this 821-nucleotide messenger RNA. RefSeq names its product zinc finger, C2HC-type containing 1B (gene ZC2HC1B). The coding region runs from base 1 to 663 and encodes 220 amino acids. Lineage: Eukaryota; Metazoa; Chordata; Mammalia; Chiroptera; Vespertilionidae. The transcript is spliced from 8 exons. The record is from RefSeq and is a predicted model, not a curated record.